Messenger RNA from Ochotona princeps (American pika), 3646 nucleotides. It is a transcript of the gene PHF6, whose product is annotated as PHD finger protein 6. The record is from RefSeq and is a predicted model, not a curated record. Bases 317 to 1414 code for a protein of 365 amino acids. Lineage: Eukaryota; Metazoa; Chordata; Mammalia; Lagomorpha; Ochotonidae. Gene Ontology annotation, cellular component: nucleus. The transcript has 11 exons.
CGGAUAGCACAUGCGUUCUCAACCGGCGACUUCAGCUGCCCUGUCCCUGCGGCCAAUCAGAGCCCGCGGCGCGAUCCAGACGUGUAAACGUGCUGUGGAACGUGUGCGUGCGAGGGGGGCGACGUCAGGGCGCUCCGCGAGCCCGUCUCUCCUCGAAUGAAAGGAAACAACCUCCAGCGACAGAGCCCCGCUCUCAGGCGCUGCUGGAGAACCAAGACCGACUUCUUUCUCUUUCCCCUCAUUGGCGCUUCCCUCCCGCCCUCCGCCUCUAAGCCCCGCCGGCUUAAAGUGGCCUUCUAAAGGCAAUUUAAAAAUCAUGUCAAGCUCAGUUGAACAGAAAAAAGGGCCUACAAGACAACGAAAAUGUGGCUUUUGUAAGUCAAAUAGAGACAAGGAGUGUGGACAAUUAUUGAUAUCUGAAAACCAGAAGGUGGCAGCACAUCAUAAGUGCAUGCUGUUUUCAUCUGCUUUGGUAUCCUCACACUCUGAUCAUGAAAGUCUUGGUGGAUUUUCUAUUGAAGAUGUCCAAAAGGAAAUUAAAAGAGGCACAAAGCUGAUGUGUUCUUUGUGCCAUUGUCCUGGAGCAACAAUUGGCUGUGAUGUGAAAACAUGCCACAGGACAUACCACUACCACUGUGCAUUGCACGAUAAAGCUCAAAUCCGAGAGAAACCUUCGCAAGGAAUUUAUAUGGUUUAUUGCCGAAAGCAUAAGAAAACUGCACAUAACUCCGAAGCAGCUGAUUUAGAAGAAAGUUUUAAUGAGCAUGAACUGGAGCCCUCAUCACCUAAAAAUAAAAAGAAAAGUCGCAAAGGAAGGCCACGAAAAACCAACUUCAAAGGGCUAUCAGAAGAUACCAGAUCCACAUCCUCUCAUGGAACAGAUGAAAUGGAAAGUAGCUCUUAUAGAGAUAGAUCUCCACAUAGAGGCAGCCCCAGUGACACAAGGCCUAAAUGUGGAUUCUGUCACGUAGGGGAGGAAGAAAAUGAAGCAAGAGGAAAAUUGCAUAUAUUUAAUGCCAAGAAGGCAGCUGCACAUUAUAAGUGUAUGUUGUUUUCUUCUGGAACAGUUCAGCUCACAACAACAUCAAGAGCAGAAUUUGGAGAUUUUGAUAUCAAAACUGUGCUGCAGGAAAUUAAGCGAGGAAAAAGAAUGAAGUGUACACUGUGCAGUCAGCCCGGUGCUACUAUCGGAUGUGAAAUAAAAGCCUGUGUGAAGACUUACCAUUACCACUGUGGAGUGCAAGACAAAGCUAAAUACAUUGAAAAUAUGUCACGAGGCAUAUACAAACUGUAUUGUAAAAAUCAUAGUGGAAAUGAUGAGAGAGAUGAAGAAGAUGAGGAACGAGAGAGUAAAAGCCGGGGAAAAAUAGAAAAUGAUCAACAACUAACUCUGCAGCAACUUAAUGGAAACUAGGUUCAUGGGACAGAGUUAGAAAACUGGGAAUGGAUAAGACAUCCAUAACUACUAUUCUUUUUCACUGUUUUCUAAAAUCAAAAAAGGGUUUGUAAUUUUUACUGCCCAACUCCUGAUCCUUCAUUAAACUGCCUAAAAAGUCUUGUUCAUUUUAUGAGCCUCGCUCGACGGCUGAGUUUGACAUGUUGAUAUUAUAUAGCUGUAGCUUUCAGUUUCUGGGUCACAGUUGAAACACUAUUAACCCUGUGUAUAGUGUCAACAGUUAAAGCAGGCAUUGAAAUGAAGUAAGCUGUAUUUCUGGACUGAGCAAAGUUCUGCUGUUUAGAGUGUUUAAAUGUGUUCAGUGCAUCGAUGCUCAAGGGAAGGCAUAAGCAAACGUUACUUUACAAUGCAAACAUGCCGCUGCAGGCCACUCUGGUUCAUUUAUGAAUUUUAUUUUCUCCACACCUAAGUGAUGGAGGCUAAAACUGAAGAGAACUUUAGUUUUCACUUGGCUCUGCCAGCAGAUACUAAAAAUCUCAUCUAAGAGAUGUGCUGAAACUUUUCACUGGUUUCCUGUUAAAGUUGUUCUUACUGAUCAGCUCGGACUGGUACAACUGCUGAUUAUAAGCUGUUAGCUCCAAUGCUUAUGCCAAAAUUCUCUUGACCAUACACCUCUUUUUUUUCCAUGUCGUGCAGAGAGCUUCUGGCAGAAUGAUUGAAUCCUUUCAAGUUCAAAGUAAUGUUUGGCAACAGCAAAUUAAACUUCUUUAAGAUUUUAAAAGUUACCACUCUCUAAGGACUCGAGACAACCAUGUCUGAAACCCGUUCCUCUCAAGUGCCCUGUUUGUACGGAAUAAAUACUCCACAUAUUGGCCCAAAAAGUGUAAGGUCUCUUGUGCUAUAGGAGUGAAAAGCAGUCUUUGCAUAGAACAGUAUUUAUUUUUUAACUUUGUGACCACUAUUUUAGAAACCUUAUUUAAUAUUUGUAAUGUCUGCGGUCAUUGCUUUGGUUAUAAUUAAAUAGGCUUUGGUGCCCUGCUUCAUUCGUGGUGGGGCUUGGUAUUGAUUUGUUGCUCACCAGAACUGUUUAUGAAAGCCUAAGAAGCCAGCUUUUUAGAAAGGACUUUCACACCGGUAUUUUGAGCUUGUGAUAUUUUCUUCCACUUAUGUGCUAAAGCACAUUUAUGUAUUUCUUUAUGGCAAAACCAAAAAAAAAAAAAAACUUCAUUUGUGGUCUGCUUGAUAGUACCAUAACACCUCAAUACCAAGGGUUUCUGAUUUAUGAAUUGCUAGUUACCCUGCCACCAUAAAGCAGAACUGCAAAUAAGAAAUCAUGUUGACUAUACUGUACAUUGAAAUAUUCUACCAUAGGUAGAAAGCAUUUUUAAAAUGUAACAGAUGGAAAAUUACACUGUGCUUAAUCACUGAUUUUUUUUAAACUGCUAGUCCCUUAAAAUCAUAUUUGUCAAGUGUGUAUUCACACAUUUACUUAAACAAGGGACUCAAUGCUUGCGUUAUUUUAACAUCUGAUGUUAUUUUUAGAAAGAAACUAGGUUUAUAGUAGGUUGCCCUGUAUGUUUUAUCAUUUUGCUCUUAAUAUGCCAUCAUAUGUAUGUGAUUCAUUUUCAAAAUGCAUCAUGACUUGAAGUGCAAGGACAGAUCUAGAUGUUUGUUUACCAAGCAAUGUGACUUUUCCCAAAGGAUCUGUACUUUAUUUCCUUACAACAGCUUGAAAACCAUUGUGUUUUUUUAAAAAAAAAAAAAGAAAUCUUUCGAUCACUGUGUCUACAUCGUUUGUAUAUUAUGUGCCAUAGAAUUUACCCAUGGAGAAACAGAGCUCCUUCAUUUUGGGACAACUACUGUAAUGACUUUUUUUUUUUUUUUAGGAAAAAUGGAAGGUGCCAGGGGUAAUCAUGGCCAGUCAAUAAUUAUGUAAAGGAUUUCAAAUACUAUAAGCUGUCAGUUGAUGGGUUUGUUAUGUAGUGAAGUGUAUGACUUUGUGUGGGUUUCUUCAGCCCUCUCUCUGCCACUAGCAACCAGAAUAGCACUUUACCUUUUGGUUGGCUAGACAAGUGGCUGACUACCUGUUUUUUCUCACUGUGGUGUGAUUGGCUAAACCAUCUUUCAUUACAAAAUUGAAAUGUAAAUUGAAGUCACAUAAAAAAUCUUUGGUUGUAAAUCUCCAAUAUAUUGAUUCUGUAUACAUGUUUUUGUCACAUGCUGAGUAAAAGUGCCUUACAAUGUAAAAAU